AUGUUCAGAAUCCGCUGUCAUGGCUCCCGCGCGUAUUCUGAAUACGCCAGGCUCACGGCACAGUAUGGCAAGCUCGUUCGUAUAGGUCCUAACGAUGUGAUCACGUCCGAUCCGGAGCUUAUUAGGCGCAUGUCAGCAGCGAAGUCCACUUAUGAGCGCAGCAGCUGGUACAAGGCGACUCGGCUAGACCCAUACCACGAUAUGAUGGGUAGCGUGCUUGACAAGUCUGCUCAUCACUCAUUGAGGACGAAACUUUCUCCAGGUUACGUGGGAAAGGACAUUCCAGGACUAGAGGCCAGUAUUGACUCGGGAAUCGCGGAACUGGUCGAUUUGAUCCGCCUUAAGUACACGUCGAGGUCAAAGGCUGCCAACAUUCCUGAAACAGGCGAAAAGGACCAGGUCUCUAAGCCCUCGGAUUCAGAGUCUGUCGAUUUCGGCCGCCUUGCAGACUACUACGCCAUGGAUGCGCGGUCGAGGAUGUCGUUUGGUCGGCCUAUCGGACUUCUGCAGAAAGACACGGAUGUCUUUGGCCUUAUCAGAACGUCGAAUAUCGCUAUAGAUGUGCUGCAAUUCUUCACGGACAUUCCCGCGCUUCAGAUGAUCUUCACGUCGGAUCUCGUGCUGAGACUCUUGGGCCCAAAGCCGACGGAUUCGAGUGGUUUCGGAAAGAUUAUGGGGUAA
Messenger RNA from Colletotrichum chrysophilum, 681 nucleotides. RefSeq lists its product as uncharacterized. The coding region runs from base 1 to 681 and encodes 226 amino acids. Gene Ontology annotation, molecular function: heme binding; oxidoreductase activity, acting on paired donors, with incorporation or reduction of molecular oxygen; monooxygenase activity. Lineage: Eukaryota; Fungi; Ascomycota; Sordariomycetes; Glomerellales; Glomerellaceae. The transcript has a single exon. The record is from RefSeq and is a predicted model, not a curated record.